Molecule: messenger RNA, 924 nt
Organism: Colletotrichum scovillei
Lineage: Eukaryota; Fungi; Ascomycota; Sordariomycetes; Glomerellales; Glomerellaceae
Exons: 2
Coding region: 314-700 (128 amino acids)
Source: RefSeq, a predicted model, not a curated record
CUCAUACGUAGCUCAGCUUCAACUCGGGCCUAGCUCCCCUUUUUCCGCACCUUGCCAUGGGAGACGCAGACACAGACUGGGACGGGAGAGUAAGCUAAGGGAGGUACGCGAGCGAGGGGUAGCUCCUUCCGGGUUUCCUCUUGUCUUUCAUAUUUGAGCUCUCUGGCUGCACUUCUUACUUCUUCUACCUCCCUUUCUACCUUACUACUCAUCACAACAUCACCACCUCGAAAGCUUCAAUCGAAUCAAUCGACGACUCGUCAUCAUCACCAAUAACCCUCCCAUAAACCACUAAACACACACACACAUCACAAUGUCUUUCCUCAUCGAAGCCACCGGCCGUCGUCUGGCCACCGUCCCCCGUGUCAUCCCCAGAGCCGCCGUCGCUGCCCCCAGAACAUUCACCACCUCCUUUGCCGCGCAAAAGUCGGCAACAGAGACCGUCAAGGAUGGUCUGAAGACUGUCGACCGCAAGGUUAGCGACAAGCUUGUCGAUGGCAUCAACGCUGGUGCCAACGUCGCCGAAAAGGUCAAGCAAAACGUCCCCAACACCCAGGGCGAGGCCGCCGGCAAGGCACAGGAACUCAAGGGCGAGGCUGCCGGCAAGGCGCAGGAGCUCAAGGGUGAGGCCAAGGGCAAGGCCAACGAGCUUGCUGGCAAGGCCAAGGGUACCGCCGACCAGGUCAAGAAGAACCUGUAAACUUCCCACACUCAAUGAUUCUUCCAACAAAAAAUUCCCGGGAAGGAAAGAUGUAUGACGACGAUUUCUGAGCAUGCGUUAUGAAAGGCCGCUGGAGGACUGGGAAUGUCCCACGCGCGAUCUUACUUGUACACUACCACUACUACCUCAUAGCAUGGAAAGGGGUUCGAGGGUGACUCCGUGGGGCGUUUUAGCAAGGUCAAAUCAAUAUUGCGAUUGACUAC